Molecule: messenger RNA, 870 nt
Organism: Anopheles moucheti
Lineage: Eukaryota; Metazoa; Arthropoda; Insecta; Diptera; Culicidae
Exons: 3
Coding region: 1-621 (206 amino acids)
Source: RefSeq, a predicted model, not a curated record
AUGGUGCGUUGCAUGGUGUUUGCUCUGUGCGUCGCAGUGACCUUACCGGUCGUGCCGAUGGUACGCGCCAUCUGUACGGCUUCGAUAUCGGCCGACAGUGUUCGUUCCUGUGCGUUCAACCCUCUGCUGCUGCUUGUCGAACGCUCCGGUUGGGUACUGUCCAGACAGAACUGCGGUGAAUCGGUUGGCGCGGAAGCAUUCGAGGUGCCACCGGUUGUAUACUUCGACUACACUGAACCAGAUCAUCUCUACACCGUGGUGUUGGUGGCCGAAACUAUGCAUCGCAAUCCUUCCGAUAAUGAUCCCACGGACAGAUCGUUCUAUUUGCAGUGGCUCAUCGUAAAUAUUCCCGAAUCAUCCCUUGCAAAUGGCAUGAAGUACAUGGAUGGCGACACAAUUGUGGAUUAUCUAUCGCCUAUGCCACGAUCUGCCGAUGAUGAUGGCGAUGUUGAUGGGCAACCGACACGCUACGGAUUGUAUCUGUACGAACAGGUUUACGGUACGAUUUAUCCACCGACACCGAGCACCAGGGAGUACUUCAAUUUGGAUGGUUGGAUCAGCACAAUCUAUCCCGAGGCAGCCCUCUGCGGUCCGGUUGCAUCGAUCGGGUUCGGAGUUUAGUAGGCAGCGUCAACGAUUCGUAGUGGCCCCUCGGCAGUCCGGAUAAAUUGUCCGUCCUAUCGAAUGCAAAUAUCUUUCUCCGACGAGGCUGGUUGUCUUUGGGGUCCUGUAGAGCAGUAAGAAUUGAGCGGAUUGUGAUCGGUUUCGCCGCAGCCAAAAGGUUUCGGUGGUUUUUAUUUACUACCACAGAAGAACGAAAUGGUAACACAAGAUAGCGAUUUCAACCUGAAGCAAAUAUAAUAUCUCGCU